CGCGAUGAUAACCAAAUAUUGUGUGCCAACUUCAAUCAAGACUUUAGCUGUAUUUCUGUAGACACUGCUAAAGGAUAUCGUUUCUAUCAUUGUGAUCCAUUUCAAAAGUUUUAUUUCAAACUGGGUGAGGAUGUGAAAAUCUCUAAAAUGUUGCUUUCUACUUCCCUUGUUGCUCUUGUAGGCUCUGACCAUCAACGUACCUGCAAGAGUUUUGGGCUGAUCAAUACAAAAAGAGAAAACACAAUAUGUGAACUCAAUUUCUACAGUCCUAUCCUGACGGUCAAGACGAACAGAAAACGAUUGGCUGUUGUCCUUAAGGAUCAGCUCUUUGUGUAUGAUAUCAUUAACAUGAAGUUGCUGCAUACAAUGGACAUUAUACCAGAUCCAUUGGGUACCCAUAAAAUAUGA
Messenger RNA from Gilbertella persicaria, 408 nucleotides. RefSeq lists its product as uncharacterized. Gene Ontology annotation, molecular function: phosphatidylinositol-3-phosphate binding; phosphatidylinositol-3,5-bisphosphate binding; protein binding. Lineage: Eukaryota; Fungi; Mucoromycota; Mucoromycetes; Mucorales; Choanephoraceae. Gene Ontology annotation, cellular component: fungal-type vacuole membrane; phagophore assembly site membrane; cytosol. Gene Ontology annotation, biological process: nucleophagy; protein lipidation; autophagy of mitochondrion. The annotation marks the transcript as partial. The record is from RefSeq and is a predicted model, not a curated record. The transcript has 2 exons.